GGAUGAGACAAAACCAAUGGAAUCACAAUUCGUAUUGAAUUGGAAAUUUUACUCACAAUUCGUAUAGGAUACCGUUUUCUUAUCGGCUACAUAACCCCAAAACCUAUUCAAACAACGCACAAAAUUUCUAUUCGACUCCGGAGAGUUUAGCAGAGAGCAGAAGAAUCAUGGCGACGACUGCGAGCGUGUGGAGUAAGCCUGGAGCCUGGGCCUUAGAUUCCGAGGAGAACGAAUCGGAGCUUCAGCAGUUAGUUAAUGGAGACAAACAAUCGAAAGGCGGCGUUGGCGGCGGCGGAGAGACCCUUUCCGAUUUCCCUUCUUUGGCAGUUGCCGCAUCCACCAAGCCUAAGAAGAAGAAAGCUCAACCCUUAUCUUUGCAGGAGUUUUCCAAUUACGCAUCCGCUAGGCAGGCUCCGUCGCUGGAUACGGUUUCCCUCCCAACAGGCCCCCGCGAGCGGACUGCUGAAGAACUUGACCGCUCCAGGCUUGGUGGCGGGUUCAGAUCUUACGGUUCUUACAACGACAGGCCUGCUCGUGACGAUUCUCGCCGACAAGCUCCUCGCGAGUUCACGCCUUCUCGUGCUGACGAGACUGAUGAUUGGGGAGCGUCGAAGAAAUUUUCUCAGGGAAACGGGUUUGAGAAGAGGGAGAGGGGAGGGUUCUUCUCUGAUUCGCAAUCUCGCGCUGACGAGACUGAUGAUUGGGGAGCAUCGAAGAAAUUUUCACAUGGAAACGGUUUUGAGAGAAGGGAAAGAGGGGAUAGGGUAGGGUUUUUCUCAGAUUCGCUAUCUCGCGCUGACGGGUCUGAUAAUUGGGGGGCGAAUAAAGCGUUUAUUCCUUCCGAGGGUGGUCGGAGGGGGGUUGAGAGGAGAGGAGGGUUUGAGUCAAACGGGGGUGCUUCUGAUUCAGAUAACUGGGCAAGGAAGAAGGAAGAUGAUCAUCCGCGGAAGUUCAGCUCAGAUUCUGAGAGUUGGGGGAGAAACAGAGAUGAAGGAAGUGGCAACAGUGGCAGACCAAGGUUGAAUUUGAAGCCUAGGACAAUUCCUUUAGGUGAAGGGCAUCAAAACGGAGAUGGAAGUGCAGGGAAACCGAAAGGGUCGAAUCCAUUCGGGGAAGCUAGGCCAAGAGAAGAAGUUCUGAAGGAGAAGGGGCAAGACUGGAAGGAGAUCGAUCAGAAGCUUGAGUCCCUAAAGAUGAAGGGUGUUGGGAAGAACAGCUUCGGGAGCAGUAAUGGGAGAUCUUCACCUGAGGACAGCACAGAAAAGAGUUGGAGGAAGUUAGAAGGGAAUGACUCCAGACCAGAGGAAACCGAGCAAUCUAUGGAAGAGUACAGAGAUGGAGAUUGCAAUGAUGCGGAACCUCAGCAAGAUAAAAACUAAUGCUACACGUCUGCAGAAAGAGUUUUGACCUAUUGGGCUAUGAAACAUUACACUAGUUUCUUAGUACCUCUUUUUUAUUAUUAUUUCUGGUAAUAAUGUGUAAUUUCUUUCAUUAUAAAUGUGAAAACAUUUAUCUGAUGAGUGCAGUUUUGUUCUGCUGAGUGUAGUUGAUUGAUUUACAUUGUAUUAUUAGCAAGAACUGGAAUAAAAGUCGUUUGUCUUCUUACAGUGUAUAUCAGCUUUGUUGUUUAUGCUUAGAAUUGUUUGUUUAAGCUGAAGUGAAACAAAUCCAUGAGUAUUUCAGUAUUUGGCUGGUGCAAGUCCUAGUUCAUCC
Cuscuta epithymum is the source of this 1713-nucleotide messenger RNA. NCBI's taxonomy places the organism in Eukaryota, Viridiplantae, Streptophyta, Magnoliopsida, Solanales, Convolvulaceae. The record is from the annotation of a GenBank genome assembly.